UGGCACAGGGUGUUUGCAAACGCCCUCCCGGAUGACCUGCGAAGCCCCAUCAGGAUCGAGAGGGAAGAGCAGCGCAACCUGCACUUCUUCCCUCCGGAGUACGGCCAAAAGGCUGACGGGACGGCUGUGGACAUCUUCUCCUUCGGGAUGUGUGCGCUGGAGAUGGCCGUGCUGGAGAUCCAGACCAACGGGGACACGCGGGUCUCGGAGGAGGCGAUCAUGCAGGCACGACAUUCUCUUGACGACCCCAACAUGCGGGAGUUUAUUCUGUCGUGCCUGACCCUCAAUCUGAUGCCGGAGAACGUGGUGGAGGAGAAGAUAAAGGAACUGGACCUCAACAUGGUGAUGGCAGAGAUCCGGAGAGAGGGUCGGCCCGGCCACAGCCAUGAGUACUCGGAGGUCUCCUUCCUUGAACUCGACAAGUUCUUAGAAGACGUAAGGAAUGGGAUCUAUCCCCUGAUGAACUUCGCCGUUUCCAGACCCCAUGCCCUCCCACGUGUGCUCUCCCAGCCCCAGGAGGACCCUCAGAAAGCCAAGACUCCCACCCCGGAGCCCUUUGAUGUGGAGACCAGGAAGGUGGUGCAAAUGCAAUGUAACAUGGAGCUGAACGAAGACAAGACCCAGUGGCACCUCACUCUUCUGCUGAUCCUGGAGGACAGAUUGCACCGACAGCUGAGCUACGACCUGCUGCCCACUGAUAACUCCAAGGACUUGGCCACGGAGCUGGUGCACUAUGGGUUCAUCCACGAGGACGACUGUGAAAAGCUGGCUAACUUCCUGGAAAACGCCUUCCACAAACACCGCUCUCCUCCCUUGUGA
This is a messenger RNA of Tauraco erythrolophus (red-crested turaco), 819 nucleotides long. Lineage: Eukaryota; Metazoa; Chordata; Aves; Musophagiformes; Musophagidae. The record is from RefSeq and is a predicted model, not a curated record.